AUGUCACGAAAUUUGAGAUCCAUGUUCAGAAGAACGUCUGGUUUUGUUACUUCUACUUUGAAAGAUACACAUUCAGAUGGACACUCCAGUUUAUCAAUUGCAUAUCCUUGUGCCUUUCAGGAUAUAAUAGAAAAUAUUGAAAAUACGGGUUCGAGCUCUGAAGUCUUAUCAGCUUCUUGUGAUAAAAUGAAGAGAGGAUUAUGGAUGAGAAGAAUAGGAAGAAAAAAACAAGUGGAAUAUCUUUUCAAAUUGGAAAGCAGUGGUGCUAUUGUAUGGAAAGAUGGGGGUAAAAGAUUACCGUUGGAUUCCAUCAAAGAUAUUCGUACUGGAGAGAUGGCAAGUAAUUAUAGAGAACAGUAUGGGGUAUCCAUCAAAGUGUCACAUCUUUGGGUUACUGUCAUAUACUACGUCUCUAAUAAGUUGAAGGCGCUACAUGUGGUAGCAAAUAAUCAAGAGGAACUUGACGUUUUUAUGAAUUGCAUAUGUGGGUUAGUUAAAUUAAGAAUGGAAUUAAUGGAAAGUAUAUCUGUUCCUGAUAAUGAAAAAUUCGCUAACAUUCAUUGGCAUAGUACGGUCUCUCGAAGGAAAGAGGAUGAAACUAAAGACACCCUAACCUUUGAUGAUGUGAGAAAAUUAUGUGAUAGAUUUCACAUUUAUUGCUCUACGAAUCAUUUAAAGAAAUUUUUUCGCAUGGCAGAUGUUAACAACAAUGGUCUUUUGAACUUCCAGGAGUUCCAAACUUUUGUAACGCUAUUAAAGACCAGACCUGAACUCAAGCAAUUAUGGAAUUCUAUAACACUAGGACGUUCUGCAAUGAGUUUACAGGAGUUUCACCAGUUUUUGACACAAGAACAGGGUGAACAAGCUUCUGAACAGGAUGCCCAGGCUAUAAUUGGCAGAUUCAAAAAGACAAAGGAUGGCGGUUUCACUUAUGACGAUUUUAUCAAAUAUUUAGGAGCCCAACCUCAUGCAGUGGAAAUGCAGGAAGAUUAUGAUAGACCCUUAAACCAGUAUUUUGUGGCGUCUUCUCAUAAUACGUAUCUGUUGGGUAAACAGGUGGGCGAAACGCCGUCUGUGGAAGGUUAUAUGCAGGCGUUACAACAAGGCUGCCGAUGUAUUGAGAUUGACAUCUGGGAUGACGACAUAGGUCCAGUUGUAUGUCACGGAUUUCUCACUCCGGCGAUACCUCUAAUAAAUGUUAUAGAAAUCAUUCGCAAAUACGCAUUUAUUACAUCACCAUAUCCCUUGAUCAUAUCUCUGGAGACCAAUUGCAACAGGGAAAAUCAAGCAAUUGCAGCGUCCAUAUUCAUGAAUUCAUUGGGCUCCAUGUUGUAUCAAAACAUCAAUGAAGAUGGCCCAUUACCUUCCCCCAAUGAAUUAAGACACAAGAUUCUUUUAAAGGCUAAGAAGACGAAAAGAGUGUCUGACGUUUUCAACCCAGAUUUACAAAAUGGGGGAACUAUGUCGUGGGAGGGUGCUUCCUCAUCUUAUAGUUCAUCUUAUGAAUCGGAAUUAGAAAAUAUGAUAAAACUUAAGGAAACCAAAUCUGCAUCAAGCGCCAACCCAACUACUAUUCGCAGGAUACGAAGAGUGAACAUAAGAAAAGGUGUAGAAGUAAGUGAAAAACUUUUAACCAUUUCAGCCAUUUAUGGAUUGAAAUUUAGGAAUUUUUCGUUACCAGGUUCCAAGACAACUACACACUGUUUUUCAUUAAAUGAAAGAAAGAUAGACAACCUUUGCAAUGAUAGAAUCCAAGAAUUAUCCAUUGACAAGCAUAACAGGCGUCAUUUAAUGCGUGUGUAUCCUCAUGCAUUUCGGUACAAAUCAUCUAACUUUAACCCCAUAAAAUUUUGGAGACUGGGCGCUCAAUUUGUAGCUCUCAAUUGGCAGACUAAUGACUUGGGCCAGCAGAUUAAUUUAGCCAUGUUCCAGUUGUCAAACCAGAAAAAUGGUAUGUUACAUUCAGGAUACGUUCUUAAACCACUAAGUUUGAGAGAACCAGUCCCUAAAUUACAAGAUAUACCAGCUCAUUAUGAUUCAUUUUAUCAAACGCCCGUUCAGGUCCAUCUCAAGGUGUUAUCGGCACAGUUGCUUCCAAAACCUGCAGAGACCAAAAAUACUAAGGAUGAGCUAUUCGCACCCUUUGUUGAGAUUGAAUUUUUCAGCGACGAAGAACUAUUACAACCACCAACGGUAUUCAAAGGUGGUACCAAACCUUCAUCGCCUAAUGCAAUCUCCACCGAGGUGUGCAAGGAAAACGGAUUCAACCCCGUAUGGGGAACGGAGAUUCAUUUGAAGUUAAGACAUACAGAUUUCACAUUCGUUAAAUUUACUGUCAAAACAGGAGAAUUCGCUUUGGCCCUGUCUUGUCUUAAGCUUGAUCAACUGAAGAGGGGCUAUAGACACAUCCCACUUUACAGCCAAGAAGGUGAAUUGUAUAUAUUUUCUACGCUAUUUAUCUCUACACAUAUCUCUUGA
Messenger RNA from Zygosaccharomyces rouxii, 2478 nucleotides. It is a transcript of the gene PLC1, whose product is annotated as phosphatidylinositol phospholipase C. Gene Ontology annotation, molecular function: phosphatidylinositol-4,5-bisphosphate phospholipase C activity; calcium ion binding. The transcript has a single exon. The record is from RefSeq and is a predicted model, not a curated record. NCBI's taxonomy places the organism in Eukaryota, Fungi, Ascomycota, Saccharomycetes, Saccharomycetales, Saccharomycetaceae. Bases 1 to 2478 code for a protein of 825 amino acids. Gene Ontology annotation, biological process: phosphatidylinositol-mediated signaling; lipid metabolic process.